AUGUUCCCGGCUAGUAGGUUUCGAUGGCUGUAUUGGUUGGCCUAUAAACGCCGCGAGAUUUAUUCUCCACUAGAAUGCGGCGUAUACCAGGCGUCUGCUAUUCUUAAUCCUAGUCCACCUAACUACCUCUUCAAGCUCCUUGCACAAUUUGACAGCACCGAAGAGUCCUGCAAGUACAAGACGCCGAGCAGGAAGCUUAUGUACAAAAGGUAUGACCCCGAAUGGUGUGACCUCCAGCGAGAUGGGCGCAAUGCCAUAGCCUACCAAGCGCAUGUGGCCACGCACAUAGUCACGGUGACGGAAGCCACGCCGGCCUCGACCGAGAUGGACGUGGUCGUUGUCAGCUCUACAUUGACUGCCUCGACCGAGACGCAGGUGCAGUUUGUCACGUGCGCUGGUGUGACGCGCGCCGUAGUCACUGCGGAAGCACCGUCCACCACCGUAACGGUUGAUGCUGCUAGUACUUACACCGCGUCGGUGCUGUCGACGCCCACCAACACCGAGACUGUCGUCGAUGUAGUCAUAGCUACCGUCUCGGCUACCGAAACCGAUGUCGCUUUCGUCAUAAACGUCGGGGCCUUCCGUGCCGUUGGCACCGACUACAACGCCUUUCCGCUGUUCGUCUACGCCAAUAUGGCGUGUCGUCUUGGCGAAUCCCAUCCUGCCUAUGCCGUGCACACUCGCCAAGCCAUGUUCAUUAGCACGGCCACGACAGGUAGCCAGUGGCCGCAGAUUGGUGUCUUCAACACCAUUCAGUCGCAGAUCGCCAACGGUGCGCGGAUCGACUAG
Chaetomium strumarium is the source of this 789-nucleotide messenger RNA. RefSeq lists its product as uncharacterized. The record is from RefSeq and is a predicted model, not a curated record. Bases 1 to 789 code for a protein of 262 amino acids. The transcript is spliced from 8 exons. Lineage: Eukaryota; Fungi; Ascomycota; Sordariomycetes; Sordariales; Chaetomiaceae.